Messenger RNA from Limanda limanda (common dab), 1722 nucleotides. RefSeq names its product phosphatidylinositol-4-phosphate 5-kinase, type I, beta a (gene pip5k1ba). Lineage: Eukaryota; Metazoa; Chordata; Actinopteri; Pleuronectiformes; Pleuronectidae. Gene Ontology annotation, molecular function: phosphatidylinositol kinase activity. The record is from RefSeq and is a predicted model, not a curated record. The transcript has 14 exons. Gene Ontology annotation, biological process: phosphatidylinositol metabolic process. Bases 46 to 1521 code for a protein of 491 amino acids.
CUUCACACGACAACAAGGACUCAUCCCUGAGGUCGGCUCAGGAUCAUGCGUGUUCAGAUGUCAACUGCCAACGUCAACCGAGCCGGAGGAGGAACCAAAACCGCCAAAGUGUCAAAGGAUCAGAGAAAGCCAACGGCGGCCAUCUUGAAAGGAGCGAUCCAGCUGGGCAUCAGUUACGCUGUCGGAAACCUCAGCUCCAAACCAGACCGAGAUGUUCUCAUGCAGGAUUUCUCUGUGGUGGAGAGCGUCUUCCUGCCGAGCGAGGGCAGCAACAUGACCCCAGCACAUCACUACCCAGAUUUCCGUCUGAAGACGUACGCUCCUCUGGCCUUCCGCUACUUCCGAGAGCUGUUUGGAAUCAAACCAGACGACUACCUGUACUCCAUCUGUAACGAGCCGCUGAUCGAGCUGUCCAACCCCGGAGCCAGCAGCUCCUGGUUCUACCUCACCAGCGACGACGAGUUCAUCAUCAAGACGGUUCAGCACAAGGAGGCCGAGUUCCUGCAGAAGCUGCUGCCCGGCUACUACAUGAAUCUGAACCAGAAUCAGAGGACGUUGCUGCCCAAGUUCUACGGCCUGUACUGCAUCCAGUGCGGCGGGGUCACCGUGCGCAUGGUGGUGAUGAACAACGUGCUGCCGCGAGCCAUGAAGAUGCAUUACAAGUACGACCUGAAGGGGUCGUCGCACAAACGCCGCGCCUCACGCAAAGAGCGGGUCAAGGACUCGCCCACCUUCAAGGACCUGGACUUCCAGGAGAUGCACGAGGGUCUGCACUUCGACCCCGACACCUACAACGCCCUGAUGAAGACCCUGCAGAGGGACUGUCGGGUGCUGGAGAGCUUUAAGAUCAUGGACUACAGUCUCCUGCUGGGCGUCCAUGUUCUGGACCGGAAGCCGGUGAGCAGAGGGAGUCGCUCCGACAGCAGGAGAGGACAGAAGGUUCUGUACUCCACGGCCCUGGAGUCCAUCCAGGGCAACGUCAAGGACCCGGAGCCUGUUGCCGACGACGACGACACAUUGGGUGGAAUUCCUGCCAAACACAAGGAUGAGAACCUGCUCAUCUUUUUAGGAAUCAUUGACAUCCUCCAGUCGUACAGGUUCAUUAAGAAGGUGGAACAUUCCUGGAAAGCUCUGGUGCAUGAUGGGGACACAGUGUCUGUCCACAGGCCCAGUUUCUAUGCAGAUCGAUAUCUUAAGUUCAUGGGCUCGACCGUGUUCAAGAAGCUCCACCCUCUGAGAGGAGCGUCGUCCAGGAGGAAGAGGAGUUCCCUGAACGCAGCAAAGUCGGCGUCUCAAGAGGUUCUGUCCCCACAGAAGGAGGAGAAGAGGCAGGAGAAGAAAGCACAGAGCUUGGACAACCUGGAUGGAAACUUUUACAGUUCCUCCAAACAACCAGACAUUCUGCAGAGAUCUGUUGUUUCCUUUGAGUCCAGACGCGAACGUGACGAGGAUCCAGAAAACAGGUUGUUGAAGAGCGACGAGCCUCCAGUUCAACCAUCGCGCUGGAUGAUCCAGUGCUGACCUGCAGCACGAGCCAUUCAGACUCUGAGCUCGACGUCUACUUGUGAGUGACCAGCUUCCUGUUCUUCUGACCUCUGACCUCUGCAGUGGCAUCAGAACAACAGGACGUCAGUAAUGUGACGUAGCAACAGGAACAUGUCAGAUUCUCCACUGUGCCUCAGUGACGUGUGUUAGAAUCACAGUUUAAUACAAAUAAACUGU